GGCUAGGGGGCGGGCGGGCGGCGCUGGUCGCUGUCCUGGGUGUUGAAUCUGCUGCGGCUGCUGCUCGCCGGAGCCAGGGAGCGGCUGCGGGCUGCGGACGGCAAAGGGCGGGCGGGCGGCAUGGAGUGAGGGCUGGCGGCGGCGGGCAGGGGAGCGGGACAGCUGCCUGCGAUGGGCCAGGCAUGAUGGGGGCGCUCGGCUCCGUCCUCCCGCUGCUGCUGCCGUCGCUGCUGCAGGUCCUCGCCGCCGCCCCGCUCACUCAACUGCCCUCCGCCGGAGCCGCCGCCGAGGCGCGGAUCGGCUGCCUGUUUGAGGAUGACCUUUGCAAAUCAUUUGAAAUCUGUGUAAAUGAUGGAAUAUUUGGGAGAUGCCAGCAAGUGCCAGUAUCAGAUACCUAUAAAUAUGAUAUUUCACCCACUGUUCUUCAUCGCCUAAGGAUCAUCCUGGAGAAGCUCUCACACAGAGGUUUUACCUGGCAAGAUGAUUAUACUCAGCAUGUUAUUGGUCAGGAACUCUCAACCAUUCACAAAAUCCACAACAGACACCCUGAUAUAUUUGCAUCUGAAGGCUCUGACACAGGAAGGAUUUUGGGACAGAAUGCAGAUAAUGAAAGAAAUUACAAUCUGGAAAAGGAUGUGAACUUGGCCAAUUCUCUUCAGCAAUAUCUUAAAUAUCUUGGUAUUCUCUCCCAGUCUGCAGCUACAAAUUUGUAUCCAAGGAAGACAAAUGACAAAGCUUCUGUCAAGAGCUACAUCUAUAAUGAUCCUAUCAGGUACUACAUGAUGCAAAAACCCAAAGAAAGAGCAACUCCUUUGUCCCAUGCAUCAACAACCCAUCAACAGCACGCUGACAAUCUCCAUGGGAGGGCCUCCAGCUCACAUCAUCCAGACAAGUUCUCGCCAGAGUCAGAAAUGGAGCUUGACCAAAAAACUCUGAUGGCUGCGCUGCACACAUACAUCACUCAGAACCUGUCAGCACAAAGCAAUGAUAAAAGCUCUCACAGCAGGACUAAAGGCUCUCAGAUUUAUGCUGAUAAAUUCUACUCUUCACAAGUCAAUCCUUUUGAUGGAACUUUUGCCAAAGGAAAAGCAGAGGAUCUUAAAAUGAAGAAACUGAUCCAACCAAGACCUGCAUCUGGAGUGCUGGGGCCAACCCCUGAGAAGCUGAAUCAUAAAUCUGCUUCCAUGGACAACCCAAAGGACCCUUUGAGUGUAGUGGAUGAGACACUUAUUAAAGAUGUCUUGAAGGACCUAGAGAAACACCAAGUGAAUGUGGAGAAUCUCAGCUCAACAGAACUGGAUGAGAUUGCUGAUACUAUUGCCAAUGCAAUUCAAACUGUUGACAUUCAGGAAGAAACUGAAGAGGGUGCUGGGAAAACUAAAGAAAACAGAACAGAAGCACAAAUGAGGACAGGAGAUGCUCAAGGAAGGGCAGAGAUUCGGACUCGAUUAAUGGAAAACAGUGUUAAUAUACCAGACAGUGGAGUGCGUGAAGCCACUGCAAGAACUGAUAAAGAGAAUACUUCAACAGUAGUUAACUUCUUGAAUGAGAAUGCGUUACCUGAAAAUAUACCUGAAGAUCUUACACCUGAAAAAUCUACUAAGACAGAAACCAAGAAAUCUGAAGACACUGGCUCUUCUUCCUCAGAAGAAGUAAGUGCUGGUGUGGAAGAUGUUAAAAGUGAGACUUUCACAAGGGAACUGACAGCUGCAAAGAACAGUGAAUCUGACUUUAAAGACCCGAAUGAAACCCGCUACUGGAUUAAGGACUCUUUAAUGCAGGAUGGAAACUCCCAUGCAAAGCCUCAGAAUAGUAUGGGACAAGGCUUACAGCUUGAAGUAAAGUCUUCUGAAGAGAAAGAAUAUGGCUAUAUUGUGACUGUGAAAGACCCCCUGAGUGUGGAAAAGGGCUUGGAGUUAAUAAAGGAAGUGGCAGAUAUCCUGAAGCUGCAGAUGAGUGCCUUCGAUGAUGUCAAUGUGCUGGGACCAGCUGUGACCUUCAGAGUGCACUCAAACCUCGAAAACAUUUCAACCGCAGAUGUUGCCAAAGCAGCAGCCGUAAACAAAGACAAGCUUGAAAAGACAACUGGACUGAAAAUUCUGCAAACUGGUGUGGGGGAGAAAAGCAACGUCCCGCCGCUCCCGCAGCGCAGGGAAGAGGCAGAGUCCGCCAAAUACCUUCUCCUCACCCUCCUCUCCCUCGCUUGCAUCGCCGGGGUCCUGGCGGCCUCGGGGGUCGCCUACUGCCUCCGGCACCGCGCCCACCGCCGGCUAAAGGAGAAGCUCUCGGCCCUUGGGGGUGACGCCGGCGCCGACGCUACCGCUGCUUAUCAGGAGCUAUGUCGUCAGCGCAUGGCAGUGAAAGCAUCUGAUCGCCCGGAGCCCCUGCAUUCUUCUCGAAUAAACAGCGUUUCUUCACAAUUUAGUGAUGGCCCCAUUCCCAGCCCCUCAGCCCGGAGCAGCACAUCAUCCUGGUGCGAGGAGCCGGUCCAGUCCAACAUGGACAUUUCCACGGGUCACAUGAUCUUGUCCUACAUGGAAGAUCAUCUGAAAAACAAGAAUCGUCUGGAGAAAGAGUGGGAAGCUCUGUGUGCUUAUCAGGCUGAACCAAAUGCCACCACUGUUGCAGAGCAGGAGGAAAAUAUCCAGAAGAAUCGCUCACGGGCUGUAGUACCAUAUGAUCAUUCCAGGAUAUGUCUGAAAGGCGAAAGUAGCCACGACAAUUCAGACUACAUCAAUGCUAGCCCAAUUAUGGACCAUGACCCCCGAAACCCUGCAUAUAUUGCCACCCAGGGCCCUCUUCCUGCUACUGUCGCUGACUUCUGGCAGAUGGUCUGGGAGAACGGCUGUGUCGUUAUUGUCAUGCUGACACCCCUCGUGGAAAACGGAGUCAAACAGUGCUACCACUAUUGGCCAGACGAAGGGUCAAACCUCUACCACAUCUAUGAGGUAAACCUUGUCUCUGAGCACAUCUGGUGCGAGGAUUUCCUUGUGAGGAGCUUCUACCUGAAGAACUUGCAGACAAAUGAGACACGCACAGUGACACAGUUCCACUUCCUCAGCUGGAAUGAUCAGAGGGUUCCUGCUUCCACAAGAUCACUUCUGGAUUUCCGCAGAAAAGUAAACAAGUGCUACAGGGGUCGCUCUUGUCCAGUAGUUGUUCAUUGCAGUGAUGGUGCGGGAAGAAGUGGAACCUACAUUCUAAUUGACAUGGUUCUCAAUAAAAUGGCCAAAGGUGCUAAAGAGAUUGAUAUUGCUGCUACCCUGGAGCACUUGAGGGACCAGAGACCAGGCAUGGUCCAGACAAAGGAGCAGUUUGAAUUUGCUUUGACAGCGGUUGCAGAGGAAGUGAAUGCAAUACUCAAGGCACUUCCCCAGUGAACAGCUCUGUCUCACGAAGGUUCCCGCAGGAUCUGUCCCUCAUUCUCUUCAUCCUCAGUCCCUGUGAAUGUUCUUGGAAACCGUGACCUGAGCUUAACUGUGUAUCUUCUGUUGUAACCACAUAGUGAUAGGGUCCUUACAAACCCCUUUAGCUGAUAAAAGUUCAACAGUUAAAAUGUGUAUUCUGGUUUUGGGGGUUUUAAACAAGUUUUUAAAAGUACAUUGAAGCCUCGGAUUAAGUGACAGAACAAUCCAUCUGAUUCCUUUCAUAUACUCAAAGCCCUCAAUGUCACACUUUGAAAGCACACAUUCAUGUUCUUAAUGGCAAAUAUACAGUAUUGUGGGUAAUUAGUGCAGUCAAUAUAGUCUCAGAAAACAGUGUUCUGUUAUAUUUUGUAACUUCUCAAAGGCUGAAUAAGAGGAGGGAGGGGAGCCUGAAGAGAGUCACGGUUGUUCCUGUACAAUGCCAAGCUAGAGCAUGAAACAGUGCUGAGGGUGUGAAUAAACAGAGGUCCAGGCUCUGGCAAAGAGAGCUUGCACCUUCACAUGGUGCGUUUUGGCAAGCAAAUGUUUCUUAACUGUUGUUUACUUUUCAGCUUUGUGCCACGAAUGGAAGAAAAUCUGAACUGUAAGUAAAUAGGUUGCACAGUUGUUGCAACUGGGGAGAGCAAGUUGGUCACCCGAAUGGGAAACCAGGUAAUAAUGAGCACAACUCUAGCCAUAUACCUACCACUGACAGCACAGAAAAACAGAGUGUAGACUCACCUCAGGUGAUGGGGAAAGGCCCUGUCAGCAGUCAGGUAAAUGUCUGGAGCUGUUAAGAAAACAGAUGGCUGAUUUUAUGGGAUUAGUGAGGAAGAAAAUGGGUCUCCUCUUUAUAUUUUUGCAUAUUCCUCUGUAAAACUGUGCUGUGCCAUCCUUUUCAGCCAGGAAAAUAUGUUUCUCUAAAACCCUGGCUGAAGGAGAAAUCUUCAAUCUGCGUUUUAUGAUUCUCAUUGAGUUUGUCUGAUCCAGACAUUCGUUGCACCUUUCUGCAGAGGCUCUGCUCAGUCCUUUUUCUCAAUUAUACCUGUUUUAAUUAACCAUUAAGUGAUAAAGAAGCACACAGGUGGAAUUUCAGACAUUCUUGUGUUCUCAAAAUCCUAAUGCCUACUGUUGCAGAGUAAUGCUAAAAUAUGCCUGUAAAUGGUUUGGUUAUGCAAUCUUGCUUAUGUGAAUUCACAGGUUUAGUUUUGGUACUCUUCUGAAGUAAUUUACAUUAUUGAUAGAAAGUACUCUGAUAUGUUUAAGUGAAGAGCCUGAGAGUAAAAUUAGCAGAGGUACUUAAGCGAUCUAGGCUC
This is a messenger RNA of Neopsephotus bourkii (Bourke's parrot), 4720 nucleotides long. It is a transcript of the gene PTPRN2, whose product is annotated as protein tyrosine phosphatase receptor type N2. The record is from RefSeq and is a predicted model, not a curated record. Gene Ontology annotation, molecular function: protein tyrosine phosphatase activity. Gene Ontology annotation, biological process: protein dephosphorylation. Gene Ontology annotation, cellular component: secretory granule. The coding region runs from base 183 to 3380 and encodes 1065 amino acids. Lineage: Eukaryota; Metazoa; Chordata; Aves; Psittaciformes; Psittacidae. The transcript is spliced from 23 exons.